Messenger RNA from Myotis daubentonii (Daubenton's bat), 2287 nucleotides. RefSeq names its product galectin 3 binding protein (gene LGALS3BP). Gene Ontology annotation, cellular component: extracellular matrix; membrane. The record is from RefSeq and is a predicted model, not a curated record. NCBI's taxonomy places the organism in Eukaryota, Metazoa, Chordata, Mammalia, Chiroptera, Vespertilionidae. Gene Ontology annotation, molecular function: protein binding.
GAGGGAGAGGGCCCCCUGAGCCUGAGAGCAGCCAACUCCAGAAAAAACCCAUGUCACGUGGUUUCUGGGAAUCGAAACUAGCGGGGUGUUCAGAAGCAUUCAUUGCUCCUCGGGGUCCGGGCGAAGGGCAGUCUGCAGAGGGCCUGCAGCAGGAAGGCGGGCCCAGGACCACCAGCGGCGCUCAGGCAGGUAAGGGCUCCCAGGCCGCCAUGGCCCUCCCCCGGCUCCUCUGGGUGUGGCUGCUGGUCGCAGGGACUCAAGGCGUGAGAGAUGGUGACAUGCGGCUGGCCGACGGGGACGCCCCCAACGAGGGCCGCGUGGAGAUCUUCUAUGGAGGCCAGUGGGGCACCGUGUGUGACAACCUGUGGGACCUGGUGGACGCCAGCGUCGUCUGCCGCGCCCUGGGGUUUGAGAACGCCACCGAGGCCCUGGGCAGGGCCGCCUUUGGGCCAGGAACGGGCCCCAUCAUGCUGGACGAAGUGCAGUGCUCGGGGACAGAGCCCUCGCUGGCCAACUGCUCGUCCCUGGGCUGGCUGAGGAGCAAGUGCAGGCACAACCAGGACGCCGGCGUCAUCUGCAGCAACGAAACCGGCAGCGCCCACACGCUGGACCUGUCCGGGGCGCUGCCCGCGGCCCUCGCGCAGAUCUUCGACAGCCAGCGCGACUGCGACCUGACCGUGGCCGUGAAGGCGGACGGCGCCGAGCCGCUGAGCCUGUGCGCCCACAGCCUGAUCCUGACCAGCAACCCCGAGGCCCAGGCCCUGUGGUCAGAGCCGGGCAGCACGGUCACCAUGGAGGUGGACGCCGAGUGCCUGCCAGUGGUCACAGACUUCCUCAGGUACUUCUAUUCCCGGCGGAUCGACGUGUCCCUGCCCAACGUGAAGUGCCUCCACAAGCUGGCCUCUGUCUUCGGGGCCCAGCAGCUGCAGGCCUACUGCGCGGGCCUCUUCGCCUUCCUGCUGCCCGAGGACCUGUCCUUCCAGACGGCCCUGGACCUCCACGCCUAUGCCCUGGCCACGCGGGACCCCACGCUGGAGGAGCUGUGCGUGCAGUUCCUGGCCUGGAACUUCGAGGCCCUGACGGGGGCCGAGGCCUGGCCGCGCGUCCCCACAGCCCUGCUCCGCGCCCUGCUCUCCCGGAGCGAGCUGGCCGUGCCCAGCGAGCUGGCCCUGCUGACGGCCCUGGACGCCUGGAGCCGGGAGAAGGGGGCCGCCCCCGGGGACGUGGAGGGCCUGGUGCGGGAGGUCCGCUUCCCCAUGAUCCCGCCCGAGGACCUCUUCCAGCUGCAGAGCAACCUGAGCCUGUACCGCAGCCACCGCGCCCUGUUCCAGGAGCAGACCCUGCAGGCCCUGGAGUUCCACACGGUGCCCCUGCCGCUGCUGGCCCAGCUCCGCGGCCUGAACCUCAGCCAGGACGCCUACCAGCCCCGGCUCUACACCUCGCCCACCUGGAGCUGGGCCGUGACCAGGAGCUCCCGAGACUCCUCCCGCCGCUCUUAUGACUCGUACCCCUACCGUUACGGCUCGUACUCUAAACCCUAUGGCCGCUACGGCCGCUACGACCCUACGUCUGCGCCCACGGGGUACUUCCAGACGCCGCAGCACCCCAGCUUCCUCUUCCGGACCAGCCGCGUCUCCUGGACCCUCGCCUACCUCCCCACGGUCCAGAGCUGCUGGAACUACGGGUUCUCGUGCUCCUCCGACGAGGUGCCCGUCCUGGGCCUCUCCCAGCCCGGCUCCUCCGACCCCACCAUCGGCUACGAGAACAAGGCGCUGAUGCUCUGCGGGGGCCGCUUCGUGGCCGACGUCACGGCCUUCGAGGGCGGGAAGGCCGAGAUCCCCAGCGCCCUGAACGCCAACAGCUCCAGGAGGGCCUCCUCCUUCCCCUGCCCCGCGGGCUCCUUCAGCAGCUUCCGGGGCGUCAUCCGCCCCUUCUACCUGACCAACUCCUCGGGGGUGGACUAGCGGGGGCUGCCCUCCCCAGGGGCACACCCGCCCCCUCCCCCAGGGGCGAACACUGAGCCCAGCUCCUUCCCCUCCGCAACAGCCGCCUCCCACACCGGCCUCCAGAUGUCCCCCCGCUCCCACUGAUCUCUCUGAGCUGAAGGAGAGCGCCGGAAGGUUCCAGCGAGGCUCACCCCCGGCCGAGAAUCCCCAGUCCCCGCUGCCCGCUGGCCGGAAGCGAGGAGACCGGGCCUCAUGGCUGCCGGGCUUUCCUCACGCCUUCCCGCUCAGUCCCGUCUCGGAUGAUUAAAGUUGCACCGUGCUGCCGGCUCGUUCACGCAGAA